Molecule: messenger RNA, 597 nt
Organism: Rhizophagus irregularis DAOM 181602=DAOM 197198
Lineage: Eukaryota; Fungi; Glomeromycota; Glomeromycetes; Glomerales; Glomeraceae
Source: RefSeq, a predicted model, not a curated record
UAUAGUCAAUUUCCCGAUGUAAUUUUGUCUCGUGUAGAAUUUCUUUAGUAAUAGCAUCAUCUUUUAAAUUAAAUAAUUUCGACGCUACACAUUUUUCGUUUCGCCCAAUGCGCUUUAUCACAAGCUUCACCCUCACAUUUUUCUACCAAUUCUGAAGUAUUCAAAUUAACUAGUUUAAUUCAGAAAACUUGUCGAAUCUUUUGAUUAUUUGUAUAUUAAUAAUGUAAUCAGCUGGUGUAUCAAAAUUGAAGUUUAACUUUUCCAUUUAACAUUAGUAAUAAUGUUAAUACUACUUCAUCAUGAAUAUUAUCGUAAGAUUCAAAUGGUUGUCGUCCAGAUGACAUUUCCCAUAGGAGCACACCAACACUACACACAUCUGAUUUCUCAUUUUCUAUAUAAUUAUUAUUGUCGUUUAUUGCUCUUAAAACGUCGCGAAUCAAUAUAAAAUACAAUUCAAAAACACGUCCUUGACAGGAUUUGAUGAAAGACCAAAGACUGUUAAUAUGGCAUUAUUUUGAUGGACCAAUAUAUUAUUAGAAUGGAGAUUAUUAUGAGUAAUAUCUUUUUUGAUGUAUACAUGAGACAGCAUCAGCAAUU